Fopius arisanus is the source of this 1672-nucleotide messenger RNA. It is a transcript of the gene nac, whose product is annotated as GDP-fucose transporter nac. Gene Ontology annotation, biological process: protein O-linked glycosylation via fucose; GDP-fucose import into Golgi lumen. Gene Ontology annotation, molecular function: GDP-fucose transmembrane transporter activity; antiporter activity. The record is from RefSeq and is a predicted model, not a curated record. The transcript has 4 exons. NCBI's taxonomy places the organism in Eukaryota, Metazoa, Arthropoda, Insecta, Hymenoptera, Braconidae. Gene Ontology annotation, cellular component: Golgi apparatus. The coding region runs from base 336 to 1397 and encodes 353 amino acids.
AUAUCCGACAAAAAAUGUCCCUUCCCAUUUUUUUUUUAAACCAACAGUUUCCGAGAUUAAUGAAUAUUUAUAAAAAAUUUGCAAUUCAAUUGUCUCCAAUAAUUGAUUACUAAUUAUUAAUUGUUUAAUAAAUGAGGGGUGGGAGGCCAGUUCUUCCAAUAGAAAUUCCAACAAUAAUCUCAAGGUCCUCAAGGCCUAGGAAUAAGAAAGACUAUUUUUAAAACACAUAUUGAUAAGAUUACAAUUGACAGAGAGAAAUGAAAAUUUCUGAGAAAUGUCGAGAGAGAACUAGAGGAACAGCUGUUCGACCUCGACAUAACCUAAAUUAAAAAGGAAUGAAGAAAGAGGGCUUCAGUCUGAGGACUGAUGAAGAACGAGGGAAUGAUUUAUCCCCGAAGAUGUCCUUCGAGGACAGACUCCUACCGAAAUACAUCAAGAUAGCCCUCGCCGUCAGCUUCUACUGGACAAUUUCGAUAUUAACAGUAUUUGUUAACAAAGCAUUGCUCUCGAGUAAAUGGAUAAAUUUGGAUGCGCCAUUGUUCGUUACCUGGUUCCAGUGUGUGAUCAGCACAUUGAUAUGUUUUACCCUCAGCAAACUGGCGAUGAUAUUCCCAACAGCAAUUUCAUUCCCCAGAGGAAAUCCCUACACCAAAGAGAACAUAAAAAAGGUUCUUCCUUUAUCUAUAAUAUUCACAUUUAUGAUUGCCAGUAAUAAUUUAUGCCUUCAACACGUGGGUGUAGCUUUUUAUUACAUUGGAAGAUCAUUAACAACAGUAUUCAACGUCCUCUUAACGUACCUGAUUCUCGGUCAGAAGACAUCAUUAGAGUGUAUCACGUGCUGUGCAAUAAUAGUGGGAGGAUUUUGGCUGGGAGUUGAUCAAGAGCACACAGCAGGAUCCCUCUCGAUAUCAGGGACGAUCUACGGUGUCCUGGGAUCGCUGAGUUGCUCCCUGUACGCGACAUACACAAAACGUGUGCUUCCCCUGGUGAACCAGGAGAUCUGGCUGCUCUCGUACUACAACAAUGCUUAUAGUAUAUUUUUAUUCCUCCCCCUGAUGCUCUUCAAUGAUGAGUACAGCAUCCUCUAUGCCUACGACAAUCAGAACUCCAUAUUCUGGUUGGCGAUGACUGUUGGAGGUGUUUGUGGCUUCGCCGUUGGCUAUGCAACAGCUCUGCAGAUCCAGGUGACAUCACCACUGACUCAUAACAUCAGUGGAACAGCCAAGGCAUGCGCUCAGACUGUUCUCGCGAGCUAUUGGUUCGAUGAGUCCAAGCAGAUACUCUGGUGGGCUAGUAAUUUCAUCGUUCUUGGUGCGUCAGCUGCUUAUGCCAGACUCAAGCAACUCGAUAUCGAGAGAAGCUACAAACAGGGGAAGCCCCUUCAGGAGAAAGCUUGAUAAUUACUAUUCGUCUUUUUUACUCAUGUUCAAUGCUCGAGGAUAUCUGGAAUAUCUUCUGUCAGGAUAAAAUCGUGGGGUAAACCCAAUCCCCCUCUCCAUCUCCAUCAUCAUCGACGAUCGAGGGCCUUCGAGAGCUAGAUACUAGCAGUAUCGAUUCUUCCUCAACUCUGGACCACAGCUCUGAUCAUCUCACCUGCAGCAUCCAUUCUAUUUUCAAAUACUUGUGUAUUAUUUUAUAAUAAAUUAUGAGUAAUUCUCAUAGAUUAUCACAA